AUGUUAGUGCAAAAUACAAAUGGUAGCAAACUUGAUUUUCUCGGAGAAAAUCUUGGAUUCACAUCGAGAAGUCUUGAUUGCUCCACUUUGAAAAGAAUUGGACUUGUCGACACGGGAGAAAAUUUCGUAAUUGGUUGUGUUGCUACUAAUAACGUCCGAAACUCUAUCUGCAUACGUACCGGUGAUAUACGAAAAAAUAAUCAUGAAGCAUCGCAUGCUUUUGCUACAAUCUAUCGCAAUCAUAAAUUAUUUGUUGGUUCAAAGCAAUACAAUAUCCACAAAUCAACAAAAACUCUUGCCUUUAAAAGAGUGUGGCAUCAUACUGCUAGAGGGAGAGAUAAUCUCACGACAGAAGGCAACAAGGAAAUUCCUGCUCCUUCUCCUUGCGUUGAGCAAAUAGCCCCAGCGGACGAAUCGCCUGUAAUGAGUGGGACUAUAAUUGGAAAGGCUGCUGCUCUCAACGAUCCCAAUGUUUGUGAUAAAUUACUCAUGGGCUUGGGCUACACUGUAAACGCAUUAUCAAUAAUAUCAUUAUUGUUUUUAUCUAUCGUCUAUGCUUGUGCUUAUUGGCCAACAGUUGGUGGGAACCAAUUUCUGCUGUAUUUGCGAGACUACACACCUACGCAGAGAAACUUUGUCAGCCUAUCUCAUAAGGUCUCGAUGUUGUUAUUUUAUGUGCUGUUCACAAUAUUUUCUGAUAAGAAAAUAUCCGGUGAAGGAUGCAGUGUGUUCGCUUCUUUGUCAUAUACGUUACUCAUGAGCUCCGUUUUUUUGACAAUUUUUCAAGCCCUUCAAGUCACAACUGCAUUCGCUACAACUGGAAAAUGCAUGGAAGUAAUGGUUUUGCCAUCGACAGCAGUCUUCAUAAGUUUUAGUGAGUAA
Strongylus vulgaris is the source of this 882-nucleotide messenger RNA. NCBI's taxonomy places the organism in Eukaryota, Metazoa, Nematoda, Chromadorea, Rhabditida, Strongylidae. The record is from the annotation of a GenBank genome assembly.